UACGAAUUCACUCAAGGUCAAAGUGGCUUAGUAACCACAUUAAAACCUAUUGUCGAACAUUGGUCUUACCCUCAGUUCGCAAAGGCAGUCCUUGACAACUACAACAAAUUCUUCUCCGAAGUCAAAUCCAAAGUGAAGGUUUACUAUGAGAACAUUGACGCACUCAUGACGAACGAAGAAGGAUACAACAAACUCAUUGAAAUGGGAAUGGUCGGUGAAAAGAUGGGUCAAUUCAAAUUGGACAAAAUUUUCACCGAAGUUCAUGUCCUCUCCAAGCGUAAGUACUGGGGCAUACUUGAAGACGGCACAGAAAUAAAACAUUGCAUGAAGUAA
This is a messenger RNA of Trichomonas vaginalis G3, 333 nucleotides long. Its product is annotated as DNA/RNA polymerases family. Lineage: Eukaryota; Parabasalia; Trichomonadida; Trichomonadidae. The transcript has a single exon. The annotation marks the transcript as partial. The record is from RefSeq and is a predicted model, not a curated record.